GAUGCUUUUGCCGGAGAGAAAUUUAAUUUGCGUGCGGCUUUGCUUUGGACUAUUAAUGACUUUCCCGGCUAUGCAAUGCUCUCUGGUUUGAGCACAAAAGGUUACAAUGCAUGUCCUAUAUGCUUAGAUUCCACGCCUUCUGAUAGAUUUGGGAGCAAGAUUUGCUAUUGUAGCUAUAGAAAAUGGUUACCUGCAGAUCACCCAUAUCGAUGUCAAGGUGACAAGUUUUGUGAGAAGUUUGGAACUAAUGAGUGGGGUAAAGCCCCAUCUCGUCCUAGCGGCACUGAUAUAUUGAGGCAGCAAGAAAAGGUGAAGCAUGUUUACGGAAAGUCGAAGGCACCACCGAAAAAGAGGCAAAGAGGACACGAUGAUGACGAUGAUGUCCAAGAUGAAAGUGACUUUGGUACCAAGAGAAGCAUAUUCUUUGAUUUGGUGUAUUGGGAGCAUAAUCUUCUAAGGCAUAAUUUAGAUGUGAUGCACAUUGAGAAAAACGUGUCUGAGAAUAUUUUGGGAACUCUUCUUAGCAUGGAUAAGAGUAGAGAUAGUAGGAAUGAUCGAGAAGCCCUUGAAGCAUGGAGAAUAAAGUCUCACCUUUGGCUGAGUACUAAUCCUAACGGAGGUGAAUGCAUGCCUCCGGCUUCCUAUUCUAUGUCUACGGAGGAGAAGGAGAGGUUCCUAAAUGUUUUGCAGAAAAUUAAAGUUCCUGAUGGAUAUGGAUCCAACCUUUCUAGUUGUGUGAAUAUGAAGCAAAGGAAGUUGAUUAACCUCAAAAGUCAUGACAACCAUGUUCUAAUGCAGGAUAUCCUUCCCGUUGCCUUAAGGGCCUCUAAAGCUACAAAAGUAAUUGACUUGUUGGCUAGAUUGUCUUCCUUUUUCAAGAAGUUGUGCUCUACAACUAUUGAUCCAGAUGAUUUAGAUGGUCUUCAAAAUGAAAUUAUUUUAACUCUUUGUGAGUUGGAAAAGGAGUUUCUGCCUUCAUUUUUCACAAUCAUGGUCCAUUUGUUGAUUCACUUAGUGGAGGAGGUUAAACUUGGUGGACCAGUGCAAUACAGAUGGAUGUAUCCCAUUGAAAGGUUAAUAUCUUACACGUCUAAAUUAUAUUCUUUUUAUUUAAUAUUUCACAUUUAUCAUAUAUUAAGUACAAAUGUUUUAUUUGAAAGGUACUUGUCCCAUUUGAAAUCACAUGUAACCAAUAAAGCCCAACCUGAAGGAUCUAUUGCAGAAGGCUUCCUUUUAGAGGAGACAAUUAGGUUUUGUUCGAGAUAUCUUCAAGGUGUUAAGACCAUUUUCAACAUACCUAAAAGGAUGGAUGAUGACAUUCCAAAUCCCAAUGAUUACUUGUUUAAUUCUGGUGGUCGAGUUAUUGGGAAGGAGGUCAGCAUUCGCCUUGAUGACAAAAGCUUAAAACAAGCUCAUCGCUACAUUUUGCUUCACUCUGAUGAGAUAAAAGGGGAUCUGGAUGAAUUUUUAACCGAGAAACGUCAAAUGAACUUACAAAAUCCUGUCACGGAGAGUGAUGAAAGUAACUGGAUCAUCAAUGAGUUUGGAGGGUGGCUGCAAAAUAAGGUACAUUACAUAGAUGCAACCACCGAAGAUGGGAAACUAAGAAAAGCUUUGGCGGGUGGUUUGCAUUCUUAUGGUAGAAAAUUAAAAGGAUACAUAAUCAAUGGAUACAAAUUCCUUUCCACGGAUCGCGAUUCUCGUCUUUUGACACAAAAUUCUGGAAUUAUGGUCGAAGCGGAUGGAGAUGCCUACUAUGGAAAAGUGAAACAUAUCUAUGAAUUAGAUUAUUACGGAGAUUACAAAGUUGUAUUGUUUCGUUGUGAUUGGGUAGACAUUCAUAGGGGUGUAAAAGCAUAUCCAAAUGGCGGAGUAUGUGUCAAUUUCUCUAAAUUGAUGCAUUCUGGACGAUUGUUGCAAGAUGAUCCAUUUGUAUUCUCAUCUCAAGCAAAACAAGUUUUUUACAUAGAAGAUGAGAUACAAAAGGGAUGGUUGCAUGUUGUUAAGAACAAGCCUAGAGAUGUGUUUGAUUUAGGGGAUUCUUUACCAGUAGAGGAAGAGGGUGGGACCAAUUGAUCAUGCUUAUUUUUUAUUGUUUUGCUUUGGAUUUGUAUUUGUUCAUGACAUUGUGAGUCAUAUUGUUUAAUCUGGUUGAAUAAUGAGUUAUAUACUUAAUCUAUACUCACUUAUUUUAUUGUCUACUAAUGUCCAAGUACCCUACUACUAGUUUCUUUGAUGGUGAUACAGAUAUUUUUAUACCGUUAUUCCGUGAAAAGGGGGCAAUUUAUCUUUAUUUUUUGUGAUUUCCCCCUUUUGUAUUUGAUUUGGUUCAUUGUUGUUGCAGUGUUGUUGUUGCUUUUCUUCCCUUUUUUGUUGCGCCUGUGGUACACAAGAAAAUGUGUGUCAGGGGUGGG
Spinacia oleracea (spinach) is the source of this 2414-nucleotide messenger RNA. RefSeq lists its product as uncharacterized. The transcript is spliced from 3 exons. NCBI's taxonomy places the organism in Eukaryota, Viridiplantae, Streptophyta, Magnoliopsida, Caryophyllales, Amaranthaceae. The record is from RefSeq and is a predicted model, not a curated record. Bases 76 to 2076 code for a protein of 666 amino acids.